Messenger RNA from Parnassius apollo (apollo), 474 nucleotides. NCBI's taxonomy places the organism in Eukaryota, Metazoa, Arthropoda, Insecta, Lepidoptera, Papilionidae. The record is from the annotation of a GenBank genome assembly.
AUGAUCCCUACUACUAAGGCCCGAACUUCAGGAAUCAGACAGUACAAUGCAAAGAAACCCCAUAAGUGGGGUUAUUUGAAUUACGUAUUAAGCGGAGUCAGUGGAUUUAGUUACGACUUUGAAUUAUUCGGAGGAAAAUACCCAGGACCGCCUGAAAACUGUCCCGAUCUUGGAGUGCCAGGAAAUGUGGUUCAAAGACUAUUGAAGACUGUCUCGGACAAUUUGAACCAUAAGAUUUUUGUCGAUAACUGGUACACAAGUUUGCAGCUAAUGGCAAACUUGCACAAAAAAGGUAUUCUGCCAUUAGGCACAGUACAACUGAGAAGAGCUCCAAAUAUAAAUAUAAAUAAAAAAGCUUUAGAAAAGAAAGAACGAGGUUAUUGCUCCGAAAAAGUGUUGCUGUUGAUAACGUUAAGCUAUCAGUUACCAGUUGGGUCGACAAUAAAGCAGUCAGUUUGUGUUCAUCCUAUGUAG